AAGGCUGGGCCAGCUGGGGACAGGGACAAGAAAGGCAAGAGGAUGGGUGUGGCUCGAGUACCGUGGUGAGGCGAGAGCCACGGGAUGAAUCCUUUUGCCUAUCCACGCAGAGGAGCAACUAUUGAGACUGAACACAGAGCUGUGGGCCCCAGUGGAAGGGUGCUAAUCUCCUGGUCAGUGCAGGAGGGGAUAUUAGCUCAUCUGAUAGCUCAGAUUAAGCUCAGGGGGCUUUAAGCGCAAACAAACUGCUUUACAUUGUGUGAUCAGGUCGACCGAGGACCACAAGCACCAUGAGAGCUGUCCAGUACUGUCCGCUGCUCCUGUUUUCCCUGGUCCUGCUAGCAACCAAUUGUAAAGCUCUGCAAUGUUAUACCUGUAUGGGCUCCAAUAACGCUGACUGCAACCGGCAAGGCUCCAAAUCUUGUCCCAGCUACUCUGAUGCCUGCGCUGUGGUGGUGGGCCAUGACAGUGAGUCCAACAGUGACAGUGGGGUGAUGAAGUCGUGCUCCUACAAGUCUUUCUGUAGUCAGGCCAACAGCCAGGGCUACAGAGCACCAGGUGUCCGAGUUUACUGCUGCUACGCUGAUGACUGCAAUGUGACCAGCUUUGCCUCACGGCUGCCAGGACCCAACUAUCUGCUGCUGUUUCUGCCUCUGUUCUUCCACUGCUUUUUCAAGUAAACAUACAUACUGCUCAACUUCACCAUGCCAACAAGUAUCCAUCUGCGACAAAAAUGCCAACUACUGUUGUUCUAAUUUACUCCAAAAAUGCCAAAUAACUAUGCCUAAUUUUACACUGCAUGCUGUAUUACCAUUCAACUCUGCUUUCAUUUACCUUAUUUAUCCAAACAGAAGCCUAUACAUUAAGGAGUUACUGUACAGGAGCUUGAGGUGCCAGGUGUGACUGGAUUAUUCACACCAUGUUGGAUUGAAUCCAUUAAGCAAUAGUCAAGUAGAUGCGUCUUUCAAUGGAUUGCACUAAGAAUAACUAAUAACUAGAGGAUCCUAAGGUACAUGCUUAAAUAACAGGCAGAGAUAAUUCAUUAGAAUUCAUGUACUAUUUGUUUCCUACAUUCGCGAGGAUGAGAUGCUGUUUAUCAGUUUCAUCAGCAUGCAAUGUGUGAAACUACAGGAUAACAGAAACAAGACCAUCUCUUUCAGUUCUUACUAAUCACUUUUCAAGUUAGGUUUUACUGCUGUCUCUGUCUUCUUUUUCACCUACAUACCUAUACACCCAAGGAUCUCAGCUGGUGUUGCAGCAGAUGUUCCUGUGGCUAAAUAAUGGCACCAAGAGUUCAAUCAGCUGGUGUGUUGUUAAGGCAUUUAGCCUUCUAGUUGUCAGGCACACUUCUGACAAACUGUGGGAGAUAUUAGAGAUUAACCUGUUCCGUGAGUUAAUCCACUGCGUUUGAAGUCACUUAAAGAAUUACUGAGUUUAUAAACAGAGUCUGAGCACGAGGAUGGCCUAUAAGUAGAGGCUACUGUAUAUAUUGUAUAGAAAAUUAAAUAAAAAAAUUAAUAAUGUCAA
This is a messenger RNA of Perca fluviatilis (European perch), 1527 nucleotides long. It is a transcript of the gene ly6pge, whose product is annotated as lymphocyte antigen 6 family member pge. The record is from RefSeq and is a predicted model, not a curated record. Bases 291 to 680 code for a protein of 129 amino acids. Lineage: Eukaryota; Metazoa; Chordata; Actinopteri; Perciformes; Percidae. Gene Ontology annotation, molecular function: acetylcholine receptor inhibitor activity. The transcript has 3 exons.